UAUUACUAUAUAAUAGCGAGGAUGAUAGCAUUUUAUACAAAUUAUAUUAAACGUAGGUAAACGAUUAGGUAAAUGUAAUAUUUUUCGUACUUGUGGCCAUAGAAUUACAGCUUUUCUCCAAAACAGCUCCACAAGACUUUCUGAUCGUGCCAUAUAUUGCGGAAGAAAAAAAUUAGGGCAUAUUUAAAGCCAGCCAAACAAACUGUUCAAACCAUAGACAGUAUAAACAUAACUAUGUUAGUAUUUGUAAACAGUAAUAGACAUGUAAUGUGUGAUAUAAUAAUCAAAAUACUCCCGUUUUUACGUAUUUGUUUUGUAGGAAUGAACAGGAUUAAAGAUAAUAUUGGUUAGGAAGAAGCAAAUAGUGGUUUAUUUUGUCUUUUGAGGAAAUAGCUAGUUUACUAAAACAAGCACAAUGAGUAAUUAAGACUUAAACAUGUUGCAAACAUUAAGCGUUAACCCAUUUAUUUUAUUUUUUAAUUUGCGUCGUUGCCGGGCUUUUUCACUCCCGGAACCUUAGUUGGAGUAACUUCUACGGGGACGGUAAUUAUGGUCACACUGGAAAAAAAUUGGAAAUUAGCAACGUUUCCCAGUUCAUUUAUACAGUUAUUGUACGUAUUAAUUGAUUGAUCGUUGUAUGCGCUGUGAGGUUUCUUGAAGAGUACAGCGUAGCCGCAUACAAGGGCUCCUGAUGAAGGCGUGUAGGUAAUACUUUGAGAGCCUUGUAAGACGCCAUGUCUGAAGAGGCGAUUUCAGAAAGUGACCUGGAGCCCAGCCUUAACAGUGAAGAGGAGUAUUUGGAAAAUGAGGAAGAGGAGGACAAAGAGGACAUGGAGGAAGAUGAGGAUGAAAAUGAUGGAGACGAUGAAGAUGAUAGUGUUGAACGACCUGCGAGUGCCCAGAGCAGGUCAGAAAUGGCUCAGGAUGGCAGGGACUCCACUUCAGCUACCUCCAGAGAGCCAUCCUCAGAGCCUCCGUCCUGCCCAUCCUCCAGACCUGCCUCUCGCUCCCAGCCUCCAACCAGCCCGGAAAACUCGAGCCAGAGCAAGCCACCCUCCAGCAAAACAAAGAAACAAAAAGCCUCUAAAUUAACCAAAUCCUCUAAGUCUUCAAAAGGCUCCAAACCUUCCAAGCCAUCUAAGCCUGCACACAUGAGGAAGAAUAUCAGAAAGCUGCUGAAAGAGGAUCAGCUGGAGGCUGGGACCAAGGCUGCUCAACAGGAGGAGAUGGAGAGGCGGAAACGUCUGGAGCAGCAGAGGAAGGACUUCCCUACACUGGCCCCAACUGCUCCAGACUCUCAGCUAGUGGACACUGCUUCGCUUUUAGGAGAAGUAUCUCACUUGGUCCCUGCUCUCCUUAGCAAGCAGGAUGUGAUCUGUCUGGAUAGCAGUGGUGAUGAAGACGAAAAAGUGGACCCAACGCUGCCUGCACAUGCCAUAAGAGAUGAUGUAAUCGAGCUAAGUUCUGGAGACGAGGAUGCCCUGCAGAUAAGCAGUGAGUCGGCCGAUGAGGAUGCUGAUGGUGCCACGGGCUCAGAGGAGAGCAGCGGCGCACACAUUAACGACGCUCUGAAUCUGCCUGAUGCCCAGGGUCAAGUGCUUGUUAAUAUCAAUCACCCUGCAGAGGAGAAAGACCUUUACCUCGCUCCACAGCUGGCCAGGGCUGUCAAACCUCACCAAGUCGGGGGAAUCCGGUUUCUCUAUGAUAACCUCAUCGAGUCUCUGGAGCGGUAUAAGACCAGCAGUGGCUUUGGCUGCAUCCUCGCUCACAGCAUGGGGUUGGGCAAGACUCUGCAGGUCAUCUCCUUCAUUGACAUCCUACUGAGGAAUACUGAGGCUCACACUGUGCUGGCUAUUGUUCCUGUGAACACACUUCAGAACUGGCUGACGGAGUUUAACCUCUGGCUCCCACCCCAAGAGGCCCUUUCCCCAGACACUGACCCUGCACUCCUCACAGGACGCACGUUCAAAGUUCACAUCCUCAACGAUGAGCACAAAACAACACUGGCCAGGGCCAAGGUUGUGGAGGACUGGUCCAGAGAUGGAGGGGUGUUGCUGAUGGGUUAUGAGAUGUACCGCCUGCUGUCCAUGAAGAAGAGCUUUGUGAUGGGCAAGAAGAGGAAAUCAAAGAAGCCCGCAGGGCCAAUCAUCAUUGACCUGGAUGAAGAAGAUAGACAGCAGGAACUCAUGAAAGGUAUUGAAAGGUCCAUAGUGCGGCCUGGCCCAGAUGUGGUGAUAUGUGAUGAGGGUCAUCGCAUUAAGAACUACCAUGCCAGCACAUCACAGGCUUUGAAGAACAUCCGCUCCCGGCGCAGAGUAGUCCUGACAGGUUACCCGUUGCAGAACAACCUCAUCGAGUACUGGUGCAUGGUGGACUUCGUUAGGCCUGACUUUUUAGGCACGCGUCAGGAGUUCAGCAACAUGUUUGAGCGGCCCAUUCUGAACGGGCAAUGCGUGGACAGCACACCACAAGAUGUCCGCUUGAUGCGCUACCGCAGCCAUGUGCUGCACAGCCUGCUGGAGGGUUUUGUCCAGAGACGUGGUCAUGAUGUGUUGCGAGACCAGCUUCCCUCCAAGGAGGAGCAUGUGAUCUUGGUGCGGCUCUCUCCCAUUCAGAGGGCGCUUUAUACCGAGUUCAUGAAACGCUUUAGAGAAGCAGGGAACAGUGGCUGGCUCGGUCUAAACCCACUGAAAGCCUUCUGUGUAUGCUGCAAGAUUUGGAAUCACCCAGACGUUCUCUAUGAAGCCCUGCAGAAGGAGAAUCAGGCCAACGAGCAGGACCUGGACCUCGAUGACAUCACUUCAGCUGGUAACCCUCGCUGCCCUGCACCGGGUGCUGGCCUCAAAGCCAAAGUAGCCGACUCAAGCAACAGCAAAGUCAACAACACUCUGCCACCACUCAAUCCCUCUCAGGAUAGAGCCAAUCAAGUCAUCACAUAUGAAUGGGCAAAGGAUAUAAUGUCAAACUACCACACAGGAGUUCUGGAGAACUCUGCCAAGAUGGUUCUGCUCUUCCAUUUGAUUGAUGAGAGUGUGAGAAGAAAAGACAAGAUUUUGGUCUUUAGUCAAAGUUUGUCCACCCUGACCGUCAUUGAGGACUUCUUAUCAAAGAGACCCAUGCCGGCAGGCAUCGCCUCCUCUGACACCCAGAGCCAAAACUGGGUUCGCAACCUCAAUUACUACAGACUGGAUGGGAGUACGUCUGCCUCAGAAAGAGAGCGACUUAUCAAUCAGUUUAAUGAUCCAGAGAACAACGCAACAUGGGUCUUUCUACUUUCUACAAGAGCUGGCUGCUUGGGGGUAAAUCUGAUCGGGGCCAACCGUGUCGUUGUGUUUGAUGCCUCCUGGAACCCAUGUCAUGAUGCCCAAGCGGUGUGUAGGGUGUACCGCUAUGGUCAGAGGAAACCCUGCUACAUUUACCGCCUUGUCUGUGAUUUCACCUUGGAGAAAAAGAUCUAUGACAGACAAGUCUCCAAACAGGGCAUGUCUGACCGUGUGGUUGAUGACCUGAACCCAGUGCUGAACUUCACUCGUAAGGAAGUGGAGUCGCUGCUGCAUUUUGUGGAAGAGGAACCUGACAACAGCUCCCUGGCAUCCCGGGAGGACUUUGAAGCAGUGAUGUACCAAGCUUGUCAUCUUUACCCACACCUCAUCACCAAGCAACCUUUCCAUCAUGAGUCUCUGCUGGUGGACCGCAAGGAGUCUAAACUGACCAAAGCAGAGAAGAGAGCCGCCAAGAAGAGCUAUGAGGACGAGAAACGAGCCUCUGUGCCCUACUCUCGCCCAUCAUAUGCCCCCUAUUAUCCAACCAGCGAUCAGACGCUCACAAACAUACCAGCUUUUAACCAACGAGGCUGGCGUCCCAUGGCACGACCAGAUGACAAGCCUGUGGCAAGUGUCAGGCCCAUCCAGUCGACCCCAAUCCCCAUGAUGCCUCGCCAAGUGGGCAUGGGCAUGGCUGGCUCCAGCUCCGCUGGCAGCCUGCCUGUCAACUUCCUGCAGAAAGCUGGAGUUUACGUGCAGAGGAUCGUCACCACAACUGAUAUUGUAAUCCCAGGAGCCAACAGCACAACAGAUGUUCAAGCUCGAAUUAGUGCAGGAGAGAGCAUCCAUGUUAUCAGAGGAUCUAAAGGUACCUACAUUAGGACGAAUGAUGGAAGAAUUUUUGCCAUUCGAUCUGGAAAGAUCAGUAGACCAGCAGUCGUGGGCUCUGCUGCUUCAAGAGACCCCCAGGGUUCCCUGAUCCAUCCAGUCAGUAAUGGCUGUUCAUCCCCUGUGGACCAACAGCAGCAAUCCCCCAAUGGGGAUCCGCAGCCCUCCUCUCCCUUAAGCUCUGAGAUUCUCAGAGAGAUCAGCCGCUACACUGCAUCCACAGGUGAUGCCACCGCUAGCAUGGGCAAUGAAUUGCCAACACCGUCCGACGUGUCGGCUGUACCAGCAGGGGAUGGAGGCAGUUCGCAAAAUAAUCAGACUGGUGAUCUCAGCAGGCAACUCGGUGACGACCUGCUGAGCUCAGCUUUAGAGAUGCGUGGCAGCAAACGCAGGAGUACUGAAAGCGAGAGCAAUGCACAAAUAGGAAGCAAACGCACCUCUGCUGCAACACGUUUCCCUGGACUGUCCAUGGGCUCCAGUGGGCUCAGUUUUCCUACUGUGGGUCUGAACUCCUCCUCCCUACUGGGGAACCUAGGUCACAUGAGUCAUCCACUUCUGAUGGGUGGUAGUGGUGGAUCGUCAUUCCUUCAGACACCAGGACAAACGCUGGCUGACCUACAGACCAUGUUCCCCUCUGCAGGUUCGGACCUACUGAGACCGUCUGCCACAGGGAACGGACACCUUCCUGCCCCCUCCUCGUCCUCUCUGCCCACUGUUUUCUCCUCUGCUUCCACCACCAUUCCUAUGUCAUCUACACCCUCUGCAGCAACUUCUUCCUCCCUGGCAUCAGGUUCUCUGCCUCCGUACUUGAUCAAUCCCAACAUGGCUGGCCUGCUUUCGCCAGGCUUCCCUCUCAACUACAGUCAGUCGCUGCUCCCUGAACCAAGGAUGUUCCCCACCUCUCUCCUCUCCGGGUCAGGCAGAUUCCCUGCGCCUAACUCCAGCUCUACUACAUCUAAUUUCCUCUCCCAUUUCAACAAUCCAACUUCCAGCCUGCUGGGGGCAGCUCUCACCCAGCCGGAUAGACAUCAGAGUACGGAGAAUGGCGGCAGCAGUUCUGAUGACGAUGUUAUAGAGGUGACAGGACAGUAGAGACUCAAAAUGUCCUGGAGAGGCAGUUUCACACACAAUUUUAUCAAUCAUUGUUAACAUAAAGUACAUUUAGGGAUGGGAAUGAUUCCCAUUUACAUGACUAAACAAACUAAAUUAAUUUUGUUACAGUAUCUGCCCUAACGUAUAAAUUGAUGAUUGAUGGUCAUGUGCAUUGUUAUAUUCUGAAUGUGUAAACACAUCAGAAUGCAAAUGAGGUCAGGAGAAAAGAGUGAAAUUCUACAAUGAUGAAGUGACUGGGAAUCUAAAGAAAAAAUGAGAAAAGAAAACUUUUCAGGAACUAAAAAUUUAUGUUAAUCUUUAACACGUAUAAUGAAAUUGGAAAAGAUUGUGAUAAGUUUUAUAUGUGGUUCGGCCUUGCUGUUAGGCUAGCCAUUUAAGCAGUUUAUAUCAUUCACCUAAUCAUCAGUGAAAUAAACUGCAUUCCCAUUCCUAAUGGUCUCAUUAAACUUCAAACACAAACACACAGACUCUCACCUGCAAAUGAGAGAAUCAACUUGUACCUUAAUGACUUUACAAAGUCAUAGUAACAAAUCCUUAUGCUGAAUAUCCCAGACUUGUUCAGCUGGAGCAUCGGAGCAGUGGGUACAGACCUUUGUCGUAAGAGGACCAGCUGAAUCUUUCGGGGGCUUUCUAAGCACAGCCUCUCCUGCUACACUUUUAAGGAAGGCCUCGCCGUGCUGUUAGUUUAAUUUCCUCUGAAUUCAGGUGGAAUGAUGUGAUGAAAACUUGUUGGAUUGUGUCAUGACAUAUUGCUGUGAAACUGUCGAGUGCAAACCAAAAUUUGACUUGUUGUUACACGUGUCAGCUGUACUCACCUGCUGAACACUAAUUUACUUUACCUUUUCUAGUAAAAAAAAAAAAAAAACUGGAAGGCUGCAUACCACAAUAAUAAAAACAGUGGCUACAGAAUGUGGUGUUAAUGUUUGUCAAAAUUCAGUUGACAAUAUAUUUAGAGAAAAUCCUUCAAGGUGUACCUUUAAUAACAAAUUUUAGGCUUUCAGAGCAGAUUUUAGUCUAGCAAUUUGAUAGACAUCGUAGCAUCCCCAGUUGAAAGGAUAUGUGUGAUACUAUAACUGAACAUGUUGAUACUUUGUAAAUAGCAGUCAUUAUCAUUGUUUAUAUUACAAGUCAAUACUGUGCAGUGUGUAGUUUUUGGUUGUAGGGAGAUGGUUCAUUAUUACAGUGACUAUCAUGAUGAGAAAUAAGCCCUUGCAUGUAUGCUGGGGAAACAAAUUUACAUUAAACUUUUUAAUUUACUUUUUCUUUUCCCUUAAAACAAAAAUGAAUGUACUUUCAUGUUAGCCUUUGAUAACACAGGGGCUGGGACAAGGAUUCGGACUGUGUUCUUUCAUUUUUAGCCUUAAAUAACACAAAGGGGUCUUGAGUCUUAGCAUUCAUCUUGGUACAUCCUUUUUACAAAUCUGUUGGAAGAACUACUGAGCAUUUAAACAGUCGGUGUCGGGGAUCGUUGUGUGUAGGGCAGAUUCGGCAUUGUGACUAAAAGCACCAAGUGUCAAAGCCAAAAGGAGCACAAACCAAGGUUUAAUGUUGUUAACUCAUUUGCAAAAGCUGGUCAGCUGUCUUUUGUUGCAGUUAUUACUUUAGCGUCCCCACCAUUUGUUGAUAUCAAAACUCAGUCAACCUACACCCUACAUGUAGUUUCUUAUGGAUUUAUUUUCAGAACCUUGCUGAGAACAAAUAUUACCUAAACUGUAGAAAACAUUGCAUUCAUGCAGCCUCAGUGUAUAAAACCUUAAGUCAAUGUAGCCACCAACCAUCAAACCAGAUAACAUUCAUUACAACCACCUGUGACUGUGACAGAACCAGGUCAGGUGGUGUGGUGGCCUUACCAAACUGACAGUGCCAUUAUGUGGUAGCUUUUCACAGAGGUGUGUCUUUAAAAGCAGUGCAGUGUAAGUAGCUUCUGUGAGUAGUGUCAGUCAGUGUAGGUCUGCGGUGCUUUAGGGAGUUUAGGUCUUUGCUGUUCUCUGUAGCCUUGUGUUUGUGUUGUGAUGACACCUCAAGGUAUGUAGAUUUAGGAAGGUCCCUUUCCUCCUUUGGUAAAAUAGGCUAGACACCGUGGUUAUUAGCCUUUAGAAAACACUGGAUAACCUGAGACAACAGGUCAUUCCCUAUGACGUUCAAUUUUUUUGUGGAGAUGUUUUCUUGUGGGGACUUUUUGCUCCCACAGUCUAAGUACUGUUCAUUUUUUGUUGUUUUUGCUACUGGCUCCUAACGUGUUGUUGUUCUGGAUGCUUCAUUUCUAUCAUCAAGGACAUCUCCAGUCUUCUUCCACAUGUCAUGGGGACUUGUGGUGGUUUGUUUCAGAUUUGAAGGUGAAGCUGGCACUUUGAAAAAGGAUCAUAUCUGCUUGCGAACUGUACAAGGUACAUCAUACUGACGCCAUGUCUUUAUUCUCAGUCUUCUCCAUCCGUUGGAAAUACUUGCACUUACACUGCAUUUUAAUCUUGGGAAUCAUCAGUUUAUAAAACAAAACCUGUCUGCCAUUUGUCAAUGAUGUGCAUUUUUAUGUUUAAUGGGAAUAUUUCUUUUUUUUGUUUUUGUUUUUUUAUAACUUCUUAUUGGUAUUCACUCACCUGGCAGUUUCCCUUGUUUCAGUGUAAGUGUCUGAAAUGUAUUUAUUUAUGAUGGGAAAUAUAUUGUUUUUUGUAAUUACGUUUUUUAACCUUUUGUUCACUUUGACCCAUUGACGGCUGAUCCAGUAAGAAUUUCGUACAUGCAGCCUAGAUCGAAGCAGAAUAUGACUGUGUUAUCAAUGUUAUUUUAACAAUAAAACACUCUUCUAUUGCAGUGUGAA
This is a messenger RNA of Siniperca chuatsi (mandarin fish), 8082 nucleotides long. It is a transcript of the gene rad54l2, whose product is annotated as RAD54 like 2. Gene Ontology annotation, molecular function: ATP-dependent chromatin remodeler activity; ATP binding; ATP hydrolysis activity. The transcript is spliced from 22 exons. The record is from RefSeq and is a predicted model, not a curated record. Lineage: Eukaryota; Metazoa; Chordata; Actinopteri; Centrarchiformes; Sinipercidae. Bases 735 to 5243 code for a protein of 1502 amino acids. Gene Ontology annotation, cellular component: nucleus.